This is a messenger RNA of Jaculus jaculus (lesser Egyptian jerboa), 3969 nucleotides long. It is a transcript of the gene Nacc1, whose product is annotated as nucleus accumbens associated 1. Lineage: Eukaryota; Metazoa; Chordata; Mammalia; Rodentia; Dipodidae. Gene Ontology annotation, molecular function: DNA-binding transcription factor activity, RNA polymerase II-specific; protein binding; RNA polymerase II cis-regulatory region sequence-specific DNA binding. The record is from RefSeq and is a predicted model, not a curated record. Gene Ontology annotation, biological process: regulation of transcription by RNA polymerase II.
CGGGCGGCGGUCAGCGCGGGGGACAUCCGCAUCCCGAUGCCAGGAAGGUACAGCCCGAGAAGACUCAUCCUGCAGUCGCACAACUAGGAGAUGGCGGGGCCGGGAUUCGAAUUUGCACUAGCCAUUCUGCACAAGUGAAGAAGCGGCUACCAUGGCGCAGACCCUGCAGAUGGAGAUCCCGAACUUCGGCAACAGCAUCCUCGAGUGCCUCAACGAGCAGCGGCUGCAGGGCCUGUACUGUGACGUGUCGGUGGUGGUCAAGGGCCACGCCUUCAAGGCCCACCGCGCCGUGCUGGCUGCCAGCAGCUCCUACUUCCGGGACCUGUUCAACAGCAGCCGCAGCGCCGUGGUGGAGCUGCCGGCGGCCGUGCAGCCCCAGUCCUUCCAGCAGAUCCUCACGUUCUGCUACACAGGCCGGCUGAGCAUGAACAUGGGCGACCAGUUCCUGCUCAUCUACACGGCCGGCUUCCUGCAGAUCCAGGAGAUCAUGGAGAAGGGCACCGAGUUCUUCCUCAAGGUCAGCUCCCCGAGCUGCGACUCGCAGGGCCUGCACGCCGAGGAGGCCCCGUCCUCGGAGCCCCAGAGCCCCGUAGCCCAGACGUCCGGCUGGCCCGCCUGCAGCACGCCGCUGCCCCUCGUGUCGCGGGUCAAGACAGAGCAGGAAUUGGACUCGGUGCAGUGCACGCCCGUGGCCAAGAGGCUGUGGGACAGCAGCCAGAAGGAGGCCGGGGGGGCCGGGGGCGGCAACGGCAGCCGCAAGAUGGCCAAGUUCUCUGCUCCAGACCUGGCCCCCAACCGGACGCCAGUGGCCGUGGCCGCGGCGACGGUGGCAGUGGUGGCAGUUGGGGGCGGCGUGAGCGGGCCCAGCACGUCGGAGCGGACCAGCCCCGGCACCUCCAGCGCCUACACCAGCGACAGCCCUGGCUCCUACCACAACGAGGAGGACGAGGAGGAGGAUGCGGGCGAGGACGGCUCGGACGAGCAGUACCGGCAGAUCUGCAACAUGUACACCAUGUACAGCAUGAUGAAUGUCGGCCAGACAGCCGAGAAGGUGGAGGCCCUCCCCGAGCAGGCGGCCCCGGAAUCCCGCAGUCGAAUCCGGGUGCGGCAGGACCUGGCGUCUCUUCCAGCCGAGCUCAUCAACCAGAUUGGCAACCGCUGCCACCUGAAGCUCUACGACGAGGGCGACCCCUCGGAAAAGCUGGAGCUGGUCACAGGCACCAACGUGUACAUCACAAGGGCACAGCUCAUGAACUGCCACGUCAGCGCAGGCACGCGGCACAAGGUCCUGCUGCGUCGGCUCCUGGCCUCCUUUUUUGACCGGAAUACACUGGCCAAUAGCUGUGGCACUGGCAUCCGUUCUUCCACCAAUGACCCCAGACGCAAACCACUGGACAGUCGCGUCUUGCACGCCGUCAAGUACUACUGCCAGAACUUUGCCCCCAACUUCAAGGAGAGCGAAAUGAAUGCCAUCGCGGCUGACAUGUGCACCAACGCCCGCCGUGUGGUGCGCAAAAGCUGGCUGCCCAAGGCUAAGCCCCUUCACCUGACGGAGGGUGAGGCCUACAGUAGCCUCAUCAGUGACACCAGUAGUUUCAUCGGGGACACUGGCAAGAUAGAGCCGGACAUGAUGGGUAUGGAACACAGCUUCGAGACGGCCAGCCAUGAUGGUGAGGCUGGCCCCUCCACGGAGGUUCUCCAGUAACCACGGAUGUCACACUCCCCUUCCUGUCACACCCCUGCCCACCACUUGGUCACAAGCUACUGUCUCUCCUGCCCUGGUCCCCCGGGGGCUGCUGCAUGCUCCCGGCCCCUCUGUCUUCCCAUUCCACACCUUCCCCAAAGUAAGCCAGGCUGGGUGGGGAGAGGACAGGUGCCUUCCUCAGCACACUCAUGCAAUGGGGAGCCAUGGUUCCCCUAACUCUUGGUAGGCAUUUCCCAGCACCAGCCUGCUGGGGGAGGGGCAGGCCUGCUCCCUGGGGAGGCCCCACCCUGGGCCGCCUGGGGGCAGUAUUCCUCAGCCCCUGUCCUUGGGACUCCAGGGUUCUCAGGACCCCUCCCACCACCUCCCAGUGCUUCCACUUCUCCAAAAGCGCCUUCCUGUCCCUCUUGUCUGUCCCUGCGCCUUGGAGCUGGGGUAGGUGAGGCCAAGAGGGACUGGCCACUUUACAACUGAGGAAACAGGCCCAGAGAAGGCUCAGAAAUUCCAAGGUGGCUGGCGGUGGUGGCCCCCGUCGUGUUCCUCCCAAUCCCAUGCCUCACCCUGCGCCCUGCCUCUGGGUCCCCUGGGGCCUGAGAGAGGCUGGCCCCAAAUGAGCGGGACUCCUGCGGGCAGACAAGGGUCUCAGGACAGGUUUCCGGGCUUGCAGAGCGCGUGUGUGUGUGUGUGUGUGUGUGUGUGUACGCGUGCGUGUGUGUAAAUGAUCACUUUCAGAAACAGGAUAGGAAGGCCAGGUCAGAACUGGGGAGCCGGCUGGAGGACUCCUGUCCUCCUCGCACCCCCUCCGCCCGCCCCUGGGCAGGGCUCCUAGCCCCCACCCCUGUACAUACUUUUUAAAACGUUUUUUUAACGAAUGAAAUACUGAAGUAUAAGAUUUCUUUUAUUUUUCAAACCAAGGGACUGUCUUGAGGUCCCCCUGGAUCCCUGGGUGGGAGCUGUAGAAAGCAGGAUGGGGCAGAAUGAAUGUGUGUGUGGGUGUGGAAUGUGGGUGCAUGUGUCUCCCCCAGGGCUCUACUGAGGGUGUCCCAGGUUGGCUGAGCCUGCUCUUCGGGAGGUGGGGCAGGGCAGGGCAGGGCAGGGCCCACAUCCAUGGUUAGAAGUGGUUUGUGGAAUUUUCUCUCCACUCCUUUUUUUUCUAGCUCUCUCCCAGAGCAGGUGUUCUUGGGUUUUGAGUUGUGCGCGUGUUGGGGUUUUUGUUCAUUGCUCCCCUUCCCCCAUCGAGUGUCACUUCACCAUCUUACGGUUUCUUUCUAGCCCUGACCUCCCUGCCUCCUCUCUUCUCCCCAACUCCUCGGCUUCCAGCAGCCGCUUCUGAGGCAGGUUGUAGGAUUGGAGGUGUGCUGUCCCUUUGAUCUGGAGACCUGCCCCCCCCCCAGCCCAGCAGCACCCUCUAACCUGCUGGGGUCCCUCCCGACGUCUGCAUAGUCUGAGGACAGGGGGUUGGUCUGGCCUGCCUCCAGAGCCUUAGUCCUGGGUGGGGGGUCGGCAGCCCUCGCUAAAGCACAAGCACCUUAGCCGCAGCCCUCCCUCUGCCCCCUCCCUCGGCCCGGCCCUGGUCUCACACCCCGCCCCAGCGCUGAUCCCAAAGCACAAGAUCCUGGCGGCUUGGCGAGCAGCUGAGCCCGGGGAGGCGGAGGGGGGUGGCCAGGGCUCCAGCCGGGCUCCGAGGGGUCAGGGCCCUGGGGCUGAGGUCUUUUCCAGAGGCUCCCUCCUGGCCCCUGCAGGGCGGGCUGGGCAGAACCCAUUUAUUUGCUCCAAGAACCCCAGGAGGGGCUCCUGGCCCCCGGGACUGGGGGUGGGGGACGGGCUGAGCUGGGGGUGCAGGGGAGGAAACUCCUCACUAGGAGAGCCAAAGACAGGGUUGUGCCUUACCCCGGAGCCACCCCUGCUCCCCUCCCUGGCGGUCAGCGUCGUCCCGCUCCUCCUCCCUGCCCCACUGAGCCGCAUGGUCCCCGCCCUGGGCAGCUAGAAGGGAAUUUGCAGUAAUCUAUCUAGCAGAAAAUGUGUAGGAGCAGACCCUCUGGCUGCCCUCCUACCCACCCAUGCCUCUUCCACGGGACAGGCCACCCCACCCGCCCACGCCCACGCGAAGUGCCAACGCCCUCCCCGCCCUGGGCCGAGCCCCCACCUGCCCCGGCCCACCAGUGAGAUUGCACAUUGACUACUGUAAGGAGAGGAGUGGCGUUGGGAAAUGUGAACCCGGUCUCAGUGCUGAUGAGGAGAAUAAACGAACCGCCUUUUUAACAGUC